UUUUUUCCCCAAUAAGGCUUACUCCCCGCAGCUAACUGUUAUUCGUUUGGAAACAAAUCGUAAAAAUGUCAAGGAAGAAAAAGCACAGCGACGAAGAAGAAGACGACACUUUCUACUACCGCUACUCCUCCGCACCUUCACCGGCGCCGUCGUCCUCCGCCACAUCCAAAACCUCUUCCACUUCGCGCGGCAGCGGCAGCGGCGGACUAGCUCCAUCAAAAUCAACAGUGUACGUGAGUAAUCUCGAUUAUACCCUCACAAACUCCGACCUCCACACAAUCUUCUCCACUUUCGGCAAGGUCGCUAAAGUAACCGUCGUUAAAGACCGGGUGACACGUAAGAGCCGCGGAGUAGCGUUCAUCCUCUUCGUUUCAAGAGAAGACGCAACUAAAGCCGUGAAAGGAAUUGACAAAAAGGUCCUUAAUGGCCGAACCCUAACGGCGUCAAUCGCCUCGGAUAACGGCCGUGCAGCGGAGUUUAUAAGGAAGAAGAUUUAUAAGGAUAAGAGUAGGUGUUAUGAGUGUGGAGAAGAAGGGCAUUUAUCGUAUGAGUGUCAUAAGAAUGUGUUUGGACCUAGGGAAAGGCCCGAGCCAUCAAAGAAAGGGCGGAGAGGUGGUGGUGGGAAGUGGGGUGGUGGGGGUGGGGAGUUGGAGGAGGAUGGGGAGGGGGAUGAUGAAGGGGGAGAGGGUUUUGAUGAUGAGAAUUGGGCUUCAGUAGUGGAUAGAGGAGCAGGAGAGAGGUUAUUGAAGGGAGAUGAUAAUGAGGAAUUUAAGAAGGAGAAAAGGAGGGAGAAAAAGAGGAAGGGUUAUUUUAGUGAUGAAAGUGAUGAAGAUGAUUGAUUAAAGAUGGGAUCUUUUUGCCCCAUAGCUUACCAUGCUAAGUAAGUUUGGUAUUUAAGUAAGAAGGGUAGAAGGGAGGGCCCAUUAUCCCGAGUUUCGAAGGGUGCGGUUGGUACUAAGAGUUGGCCCUAGAUGGAUUUCUCAGUCUUAAAAAAAGGAGCUUUUAGCUUUAUUUAGUUGAGGAAUGAUUUUCUAUAGUGUUAAUUGAAGGUAUUGAAAGUUUUGCAUUCACUCCUUUCAUUUGGUGUGUUGUGUUACUUUCUUAAACUAUAAAAUGAUGUAAGUGCAGUUAAGGUAAUUGUUGAGUAUAGUUUGAUUUUGUUGGUAAAUAUCAGUAUGAUGCUCCGAUAUCUUUGAUUUUUAAACUAGAUCGUAGUUGUAUGUAUGUAGCAUUAUAGAACUAAUUUAGUUAUAAGCUGUAUCUUGCUGGCAAGAUGUUAUACUUGGUAAAAGUUCCAGCUUUAUAGACAAUGUGGUUCUGUUUACUUGUCCCUCUU
This is a messenger RNA of Nicotiana tabacum (common tobacco), 1336 nucleotides long. Its product is annotated as U11/U12 small nuclear ribonucleoprotein 31 kDa protein-like. Gene Ontology annotation, molecular function: zinc ion binding; RNA binding. The record is from RefSeq and is a predicted model, not a curated record. Lineage: Eukaryota; Viridiplantae; Streptophyta; Magnoliopsida; Solanales; Solanaceae. Gene Ontology annotation, cellular component: U12-type spliceosomal complex. Gene Ontology annotation, biological process: mRNA splicing, via spliceosome.